AAAGCCUUUUCAAGUUUCCGCAAAGCGAUGUGGCCUUUGGGAGAUGGGGAAAGAUGUGGAUUUGCACGUUCCUUCGAAGGAAAUCCCACGUGUGCGGUAUCCAGAACAGCUCUCGCGUGAAUCCUUUGAGCGGGAUUUUGCCGCCAAGAGCGAACCUGUGAUCAUUGAAGGACUUGUUUCAGACUGGCCUGCAUUUGCAGAUCCUGAGAGAAACUGGCGUGGCUGCAGAUGGGACGAGUUCAUGGGCAAUGAGGUCCUUGAUGUCGGCUUCGACCCAUUGGAUGGACGUAUGAUGCAUUUCGGAGAUGAUACAGGUGAAGCCAAUGUGCUUUUCAACCCUGGACGGCUACGAAUGCCGGCCUGGGCCUUCUUGGAAGUGGCCCGCUUGAGACAGAUCAUCCUCCGUUUGCGACGUGAAGAAGGCAAAGUUGACCUCAAAAAGCAUGCAGACCUACACGGACGGCUGUCCAGAGAGGUGUCGGUCCAAAAUGUGCCCUUUCUUUCUGUAGAUGCAGAUUCACCGCUUCACCUCUUUACUCCAUUGACCUGCCAUAUUCGUGAUUUGAUGCCCUUGUCAUUCUAUCUCUCUCAUGACACCUACGCAUUGCCAGAAGAGUUGCAGAAGGACUUGGGUCCACAGGCCCCCAAGCUGAUUGAUGGAUGGGCCAGCCCCAAUUCUUCGCGCAUUUGGGCAACGAAUGGGGCGCCUUGGCGGGUGCCGUACCCACCAUGGUCUGAUCAGACGGUGCCCGAGCCCGGGGAGGACACGAUGAUCUACAGUUGCUUCCAUUGUGACCGAAUGGAAAACUUUCACUCUAUCCUGGCCGGUGAGAAGCAGGUGGUCUUGGUGCCGCCUGGCCAGCAUGAUGUCCUCAACUCGACAAGAUUUGCGGCACAAAAGCAGUGGCUUUUGGUGCCAAUGCCGGGACCCAGCAAGCCAGGGCAGUAUAUGGGCUCUACCUUGUAUACCUCGAAGCAAACGGAAUGCACCAGCGACCAGAGCGCAGUGCAUCCCUUUCGAUCGCCAGAGGAGAACCGCAAGGUCUCCAGAGGCCAAUGGCCAGACCAUGUAGACUUCCCAGUGCGUCAUGGGAAGCUUCGAAAGGGUGACACGUUGUACAUACCAGCCUACCAUUGGCACUGGGUUGCCACCUCGACGCCUCCAUCCAUUGGUGUAGAGGAUGAGGGUGCGUUAGCCUUGUCUGUAAACUUCUGGUGGUGGCCAAUUCACAACGACAAGGCAAUGGAGCAGUGGAGCUAUCAGAAUGAAUGUGAGUCAUUCCAGAAUGCCAGAAUACCUAUAUCCAAGCCAUCGCCUGACCGGGCAUCCCAUGCCGUGUCUUUCUAUCAGCUUACGAUGAAGCAGAGGCAGGAGGCUGCUGUGCCGAGGCCGUGGCCCACAGACCCUGUCCCUAGCCCUCAUGUGGCAAAGCCCAAGCAUCGAGACGGCUACGCCAAGAAGGCCAUCAAGUUCGAGUUGGUUGACUGAUGGCUGUGGUUCAUACGAGAUGACAAGUGCCGUCAGAGCGAGAAAAGUAUCCAUUGAUCUCCUCUGCUUCUGUGGCUGAAGCCAGC
Molecule: messenger RNA, 1575 nt
Organism: Durusdinium trenchii
Lineage: Eukaryota; Dinophyceae; Suessiales; Symbiodiniaceae
Source: the annotation of a GenBank genome assembly